CCUGUGCCAACAGCACUGGCUCAGGUUGACCGUGAAAAGAUCUACCAGUGGAUCAAUGAGCUGUCCAGCCCCGAGACACGGGAGAAUGCGCUGCUGGAGCUGAGCAAGAAGCGUGAAUCUGUGCCUGACCUUGCCCCGAUGCUGUGGCACUCGUUUGGCACGAUCGCAGCGCUCCUUCAGGAAAUUGUAAAUAUUUAUCCAUCAAUCAACCCUCCAACUUUGACAGCCCAUCAGUCCAACAGAGUCUGCAAUGCUUUAGCUCUACUACAGUGUGUUGCAUCGCAUCCUGAAACAAGGUCAGCUUUUCUGGCAGCUCAUAUCCCUCUCUUCCUGUACCCCUUCUUGCACACAGUUAGCAAGACACGUCCGUUUGAGUACCUGCGGCUCACGAGCCUUGGAGUGAUUGGGGCCUUGGUGAAAACUGAUGAGCAAGAAGUAAUAAAUUUCUUAUUGACAACAGAAAUUAUCCCGCUAUGCUUACGCAUUAUGGAGUCUGGCAGUGAACUCUCCAAAACGGUUGCUACGUUUAUUCUUCAGAAAAUUCUCCUGGAUGACACAGGGCUGGCAUAUAUCUGUCAGACUUACGAGCGGUUUUCCCAUGUUGCCAUGAUACUGGGUAAAAUGGUCCUGCAGCUCUCCAAGGAGCCAUCGGCACGGCUGCUGAAACACGUCGUCCGCUGCUACCUUCGCCUUUCCGAUAACCCCAGGGCACGUGAAGCUCUCAGGCAGUGCCUUCCUGACCAACUGAAGGACACCACCUUUGCCCAGGUCCUGAAGGAUGACACCACCACAAAGCGCUGGCUGGCUCAGCUCGUCAAGAACCUGCAAGAGGGUCAAGUCACUGACCCACGGGGCAUCCCUCUUCCUCCGCAAUGACUGCUGGGGGAGUUGGGGGACCGGGGAAGAAACAGCUCAGGUUUACAAAGAACCAGGAACAGGUGACCUCUUCCACAACAAACUGGGCACGCCAGCUGGCUGCUGGCCUGUCGGACCAUCCCGCCCAGCCCAAGGGCUGCGCUGUAGCAACAAUGCAGCAUGCCUCUGGGGAUCGCAACACCAGCAAAUGCUGAUACUACAGCUUCAAAAAAA
Messenger RNA from Phaethon lepturus (White-tailed tropicbird), 1089 nucleotides. RefSeq names its product RCD1 required for cell differentiation1 homolog (S. pombe) (gene CNOT9). The record is from RefSeq and is a predicted model, not a curated record. The transcript has 7 exons. Gene Ontology annotation, biological process: negative regulation of translation; mRNA catabolic process. The annotation marks the transcript as partial. NCBI's taxonomy places the organism in Eukaryota, Metazoa, Chordata, Aves, Phaethontiformes, Phaethontidae. Gene Ontology annotation, cellular component: CCR4-NOT complex; CCR4-NOT core complex; P-body.